GUGAUGUUGACUGUAGUUAUGACGUUUGGUUUGGUUUGGUAUUCCAAUAUAAUUCCAAUCUUUGAUUCCAAUUACCAGAAAGCUGAAUAAUUUAUUUCUCUCAUUUUGUAAUAUUAGUAACUUGCAGAUUAGAGAGUUAAAGAAAUAUUGUGAAAUGUAAAGUAUUUUAAGAUUACCUGCUAUAUUUUUAGCUAUCAAAUAAGGUUCUCUAUGAUAAGAGGCGAUUUGUAUAAUAAAUAUACAAUAGUAUCACAAUUUGGGCUCAUUUUAUUAAGUGGAAAACAAACAUGAGUAGAUUGUUUUUUCCAUUAUCUGGAAAAUGUAUUUACAUUAACAUGUUAGUCAAGUGGUUAUAAUUUUCAUAAAGCUUGUGCUUGAAGUUAUCCAAGUUAUGAAAUCUAUAAUAUGGUAAUUAAGUAUAUCUAAAUUUAGUCAGAAUUGUUAAACAAACAAAUACUAUGGAGGAUUUGAGCCCUAGUGACGAUGCGAGCGUGUAUGAUAUAUAUGGAAAAACACCUCCUAGGACAAAACUUCUAAGAAAAAAUAGAGAAAAAAAGCAAAAAUACUUAUCUGGGUCGGAUACAUCUGUAACAAAGCAUCAUAAACAUAAACAUUCUUUAACUAGGAGAAAUACAGUAAGCACAAUGUAUGAUGAACUUAUUGCUAAUGCUGACAAAUCUGACUCUGAACAAGGUUUUGCUGCUAAGAAAGUGAAUAAACGUAACAUGAAAUUAUUAAGAGGUUCAGAGAGAGAUCUAAAGUUGGAUAUUGUUAGUGCUCAGGCUCCAUUCCAAUAUGGAGGCCCCAAAAAACCAUCACAGAAUUGGCACAAUACACCCAAGACUCCUUUACCCAGUUAUCAAAUUGAAAGUGGAAAAAGAUUUAUGAGUUUAAUGUGUAGAACUAUACCUUGCCAUAAACAAACCGGGGAAUCGCGUAAUUGUAAAAUUCUAAAAGACUAUGAUUUUACCGUCAAAGGAACCUCAUCUGAUUCAAUUGAGUGUCCACAAAGUAGAGUAGACUUUUAUCAAACUUUAAGUGUGUUAAUUAGAAUGGGAGGAACAAAAGAUGAAAGAAAUCCUAGAAGAGUGAUGAGUCGAGAGGAAUCACUCUGGCAAAAUGAACUCAAGGAUCUUAUUUGGCUUGAACUGCAAGCAUAUCAUGCUGAUAGAACUACAAUUGAAGAAGAUGAAUAUCUGUGUGCUGCAAGAGAAUCUGUAGAACCGCUUUUACAGAACAUUAUGAAUUACCGAUUUCGCAGGCAUUCAAGGAAGUAUAGUUCACAAAACAGCGAUAGCGGCGUAGAAGAUGACUGUCCUGGUUGUGCUUCUAUUUUCUGCGUUUCCUGUAUGGAAGCACAAAAUGAAGCACUAAGGGAAAUUGAAGGAUUAAUGAAGAGACUGGAAGAUGUUGAAGCUUUAUUCCCAUCUUCAAAAGCCUUUGCAGAAUUAUACCCUUUGUAUAAUAGUCCGGAGUUUGUUAGUAGGGUAAAAGCUAUAAGUUUAUGGUUUAAUAUGACGCGAAUUCAAAGACUUAAACUGAAUAUUCUGGCGCGUUUGGUUCUCUGCUUAGAAUCGAGACAUUCAAAUUGGCCGGUACUGUGCGAGGAUGUAACAUCAGGAUCGUCUUCGGAUAGUAACAACAGUACUGGAUCCUCUGUUGUCGAAUUUUGCGUCAACAGAAACGAUAUGUACAACAUUGUUCCUUUGGCCAUGUUCAUUAGUAAAAAAGAUGACAACAAUAUAUCGCCCUAUAGGCGGUAUAUCGAGAAUAUAUUGAAAACCAGAGCCUUGUAUAAAAGUUUGAACUUUUUGGAAGCUUUGCACCACAAUGUGCUUGAAAAAGUACAAAUCACGUUGGAAAAACCAAAAGAUAUGGAAAUUUUUUCUAAGAUGAAUUGCGAUUCUCAGGAGGAAGAAUUACAUAGAUUUGGUAGUUGGAGCCCUGAAGCACAAAACAUUGAUCUCCCAUCUUACAAAUCGAUGUUUUUAUUCUUGACUGGAGUACCAUUAGAAGUUAUACAAGAAUAUUUACAAAUGAGGUUAGAACAGAAACCUGAGAAUCCCUCUCCGUUAAGUGUUAGACAAUUGAUGAGGGAACUUAAAGAAGGCUUAAGAAUUGCCUCCAAAGAACGAGAUCGAGUAGAAAAAUACAUUGCUGCUGUUAAAUCUGGUUGCGACAAAAUUCCGGAUUGCCACUUGCAACGAAUACAAGUAUUCGACGAUUGCGUAUUAAAAGUUUUUAAGGAUUAUCUCGAAUAUCUGGAGCAAUGGGUCCUGUUCCACCAUAACACUUUCCAGAAAAAUUUGCUCGAGGAGGAAUACAAUUUUUCUUUCUCCGUCGUUAAACAUAUAGACAGGGGAAACGAAUUACUAGGAACAAAAUAUGGAAACAUUUUGGGUACAAUUUUGGAAAGAAUAGCGACGAGAUUGUUAAAGAAAAUCGAUGAAUUUUUGGACGAGGUCAAUAAAGACGUAGAUACACUUAAACAAACCCUUUUUUCUAUAUGUAGAGAAUUACAAACAAUUUUUAACGAAGAACGCGAAAUGAGUAUGAAAGCUAUGGCAUUCACUAAAAUGAUAUUUUCGAGGGGUUCCAGUGCCAUGGAUAAAGAAGUGUACAAAUUUUUACUGAAAUCUAUAGUAGCUUUUAAAUGUAUCAUACCAAAAGCUAUAGCCAAAGUACAAAGCCUUUUUGACUAUAUCACUUCAGAUAACCUGGAGGAUAUGGAUAAGGCAGCUUUAACUUCUAGAAUAAGGGAAAUAUUAAUGCAGAUAUAUAGGUUUGGUUUUGAGUUUUAUAAAGAAAUGACUGACGGCUCGCCAAAUGAUUAUAGAUCAAGAAUAGUGUAUAGUAUGGUUCAUUUUGCUAAGCUGUGGAUGACGUUUGUGACAGAAAGAUGUGAAAGAGGAAGAGGUAUGAGACCAAGAUGGGCAAAUCAGGGUAUGGAAUUUCUUUUAACUGUAUGUGAACCAGCCAACACAAAAUACUUGACUGAAGAGGAAUUUGAAGAUCUUAAGAAAAAUAUGGAUGAAUGUAUAUCCCACUUGAUAGGUACUACUGCACCUUCAACUCCUGAAAGUGGAUUUUACUCAGCCUCUCCACGAAUAUCUUUGGAGCAUAUAAGGACUCGGUCGAGGGGGUCGUCUCCUAGCCCCAGACCCACCUACAAAAGUCAACGAUCGGCUCCAUUAAGAAAAACUAGCUUAGAACAGUCACCCAUUUCUGACCUGGUGGAUAAUGUCAACUUAAGUUUUAACAGUUUGAAGAAAGAAGACAAAACUAUUACACCCAUUGUUAAAAUCAAACUACCACCAAAGACACAUUCUGAGAGAGUCAGAGACGCUAUUGAAAUGUUAGAGAAUAAAAUGAACGAGUCAUUGCACAAAGAACACCUUAUAGGAAAGAUUUUAGAACGCAAUACAGAGAAGCAAUCUCAUGUAAGAAGGAGAUGUGUAACAUUCUCUUGGCAAAGAGGCAUCAAAAUAGGUCAGGGAAGGUUUGGUAAAGUUUAUACUGCUGUUAAUAAUAAUACCGGCGAAAUGAUGGCAGUCAAAGAAAUUUCAAUUCAGCACAACGACAAGCUGACUAUUAAGAGGGUCUCUGAAGAAAUGAAAAUUUUGGAGGGUAUCUCGCAUGAAAACUUGGUUAAAUACUAUGGCAUUGAAAUUUACACAGAUAAAAUGUUACUUUUUAUGGAAUUUUGUGCUGAAGGUACUUUGGAGAAUUUAAUCAAAGCCACUGAAGAGGGUUUACCUGAAUUGCUGGUUAGAAAAUAUACCUACCAAUUGCUGUGUGGUGUAGCAUGCUUGCAUGAUCAUGGCAUAGUUCAUCGCGAUAUUAAACCGGCAAAUAUCUUUCUUACUCAGGAAGGAAAUUGCUUAAAAAUCGGCGAUUUUGGAUGUGCAGCUAAAAUUAAAAACAAUAACACUAUGCCUGGAGAAUUACAGGGAUUUGUUGGAACUCAGGCUUACAUGGCUCCCGAAGUGUUCACAAAAAACAUGAACGAAGGUCAUGGCAGAGCAGCUGAUAUUUGGUCUGUAGGAUGCGUCGUGGUUGAAAUGGCUUCAGGAAAACGUCCCUGGGCUCAGUUUGAUUCAAAUUAUCAAAUUAUGUUUAAAGUGGGAAUGGGUCAAAGUCCAGAUCCUCCAGAUGACAUGAUAGAUGAGGGUUUAGAUUUUCUAGAAUUAUGUUUCAAACAUAUACCAAAAGAAAGAGCGACUGCGCACCAACUUUUAGAUCAUAACUUUGUUAAAGUAGGUGAUGAUUUGGUGUAGAUAUAAGUGAUAUAUUCUUUCACAAUUAAGUAAUUUUAAAGUGUCACAAAUCUAAAUAUGUUAAAGUGUUAAAAUAUAUUUUGAUCUUGAAUAUUAAUGGUUAAGAUAAGAUUGAUAUCAAAUGUCACUUAAUUAUAUAGAAAGAAUAGGUAUUUUCAUUUAGAGUUGUUAUUUUCUUAAUAAUACAAAUUUACUUAACACAAAAGACCAAAUAUUCUGUUAUAAAAUCUGAUGUACCUAUUAUGGUAAGAUAUGUGUAAAAUUUCUGUUAACACCCAAUAUGGUUUCCGUCUAAGGUAAAGUUGUUAACAGAGUAUUUAAUGUUUAUAAAUACCUAUAUAGUCUAUCGUUUUAUAUGCACCUUGUGUACUAUUUUUAUUUAUACAAUGAUUUUAACUGUAAAUAGUAAUAAUUUAAAGGACAAUUAUGUAUUUCAAACACAGCCUUUUUAUAUUAAAAUGGUUCUUUUUA
Sitophilus oryzae (rice weevil) is the source of this 4748-nucleotide messenger RNA. It is a transcript of the gene Mekk1, whose product is annotated as mitogen-activated protein kinase kinase kinase 4. The coding region runs from base 459 to 4277 and encodes 1272 amino acids. Gene Ontology annotation, molecular function: protein kinase activity; ATP binding. Gene Ontology annotation, biological process: MAPK cascade; protein phosphorylation. The record is from RefSeq and is a predicted model, not a curated record. The transcript is spliced from 20 exons. Lineage: Eukaryota; Metazoa; Arthropoda; Insecta; Coleoptera; Curculionidae.